Postia placenta MAD-698-R-SB12 is the source of this 825-nucleotide messenger RNA. RefSeq lists its product as hypothetical. The record is from RefSeq and is a predicted model, not a curated record. The coding region runs from base 1 to 825 and encodes 274 amino acids. The transcript is spliced from 8 exons. NCBI's taxonomy places the organism in Eukaryota, Fungi, Basidiomycota, Agaricomycetes, Polyporales, Adustoporiaceae.
AUGUCUCCUCCCGCAUCAUCCUCUUCCCCCAAAUCACCUGUACUCAACAGAGAUCCACUCCUUGCCGGGAUGUCUUCCGCCCCCACAGAGGUUACGUCUGGUGUGGCGGCGACUAUCACGGCCAUGAAGGGCUCCCUGGGAGACCUAAGUACGAUGUUCGAUAACAUUAGCGAGCAGACGAAGCGAAUGGAGCAGAUGGGCGGUCAUGUAGAGACCGCCCAAAGCAUCAACGGCGUGCGAAAGCGCAUGCACGCGCACGGGCAAAAGCAUGCGAAUCAAAUCCAAGAAAUCAAGGAUCUGCUUCAAGAAGUGCUUCAAAAGGACGUUAUCGAGCAUCUCAGCCGACUGAUCGAGGCCGACAUCUCGUCGCAAAUUGACGACCUCGUGAAGAAGGAGGUCGAGCAACUGCUUCCUGACUGCCUUCCGAAGGAAUUGCAGGACGAGGUAGCCAGCUACAAGCAACAGCUCGCAGAAGUCGAGCGCAACUUACACAACUCAGAGAGUCGGCGUUUCAAUGCGCAACUACGCACGUCGCGCAUGACAGAUCCUUUACACACGAUCUACAAGAAGGAUGGAUCGGUCAGCGAUGGGUUUCCCAAGGACUUGGGAGGUCUCUUCCAGCUGGAUGACGAGACCGCGAAGAUCCUAAUGAAGGAGUAUGAUCUUGCGGACAUAUCCGAGUCCCGCGAGCGGAAUGUCAACCGCUUCAUGCAAUUCUGCGGGGUUACUUAUCAAUUGGUACCUUCAAGCCCUGGCGUCAGAUCCCCCACGAAGAGCAGAGUGCCUGUGGUGAUUGAACGUGCCGGUACCCCUGCGCAGUGGUAG